AUGCCCGACAGGACCCAUCGUCUCUGCCUGUUCGAAUCUCAUACGUCAGAUUCGGAAUCAAUUAAACGCGACACUCCCACCAGACGCGUCUCAUCCAACGACAUCAGUGUCAGGAACCCCGAAUCUGCUCACCUGGAACCCGAGAGAGUGGUUAUUCGCCGCAUCCUGUACCCAUCAUCUUUCCAACCUCCAACUGGAAGCUCCCGUUCCUUCUCAUCAGUCAAGGCCAGAUUGCAGCAGGACGCUCUGCCAGGUCGACUUGAGGGCACCGGAGACUCACAUGGUGGAUUCUGA
This is a messenger RNA of Aureobasidium uvarum, 294 nucleotides long. NCBI's taxonomy places the organism in Eukaryota, Fungi, Ascomycota, Dothideomycetes, Dothideales, Saccotheciaceae. The record is from the annotation of a GenBank genome assembly.